This is a messenger RNA of Erinaceus europaeus (western European hedgehog), 3999 nucleotides long. RefSeq names its product chromosome 11 C1orf174 homolog (gene C11H1orf174). NCBI's taxonomy places the organism in Eukaryota, Metazoa, Chordata, Mammalia, Eulipotyphla, Erinaceidae. The record is from RefSeq and is a predicted model, not a curated record. The coding region runs from base 244 to 984 and encodes 246 amino acids. The transcript is spliced from 5 exons.
GCGGGGCCUAGACAGUGGGUCGCGGUGCGGGAACGUUGGUUUGGGCGCGGGGCUCGGAUGCCGUGCGUGGAGCGGCAGCGCCGCUCACACUCAUGAGGAGCCGCCAGUCGUCGUCGCAGUUGUCGCCGAGGCUUCAUUGCUUCUGAUCAACUUUUUCAGGUAGAGAGGCAGACAGACAGACAGACCACAGCACCAAAGCUUCCCCCAGUGCCGUGGGGGCCGGGCUUGAACCUGGGGCCAAGCAUGCUAAACCAGGCACCUCCUCAGCUCACAGGUGGAGUGCGGUCUUCUGCGCGUCUCAGAACCCGAAACUGUCCCGUCCAGGAUGUCAACAUUGCCACAUCAGUCAGGACGGUGUGCCAGACUUCCUCCUCACACAAAACCACAGAACGGCGAACUUCUAAGAAGGUCAAGUAUGACAAGGGCCACUUUUUGAAAUCAGAGCUACAGAAACUAAUUCCCAAAAAUGCUGCUGUGUCAGAAGUGUCCCCCAACCCCCCUUGUAAAAAUGACUCCCAGGAACUUGCUGAAGGUGAUGUGCCUUCCCCAGGAAACAGAGCUGGCAUACCCACAGGACAGGAGGCCUCAGAUCUCCCCUUAGGUCACCCCAGAGCUGGGAGUGAUAGCUGCCCAACAAAGACUGAGGAUGGCCCAUCGCUGCCAAGACACAGUGCCCUCUCAGGAGAAGAAUCCAAUAGCGGCUCCACCCCCAGAGAUGAACCAAGGAGCGAGAUAGAGCCAGUUCUCUCACCCCCACUGCAGAUGGACAACAGUGUCUUUCUGGAUGAUGACAGCAAUCAGCCAAUGCCAGUGAGCCGCUUCUUUGGAAACGUGGAGCUCAUGCAGGACCUGCCACCAGUGUCUUCAUCAUGCCCUUCCAUGAGCAGACGAGAAUUCAGGAAAAUGCAUUUCAGAGCCAAAGAUGAUGAUGAUGAUGAUGAUGAUGAUGAUGAUGAUGAUGAUGAUGAUGAUGCCGAAAUAUAGGGAGUAAUGCUUGUGAAAGGAUUUCUUUGCAAAUUACAGAUUUAUAUAAAAUUGUCUCAAAAAAAAAAAAAGUGUUCUGAAUCAAACUUCAAAACUGGCCCUCAAAGUCAAAAGUGCAAAAGCCCAUACCACCAAAUUAUUUGGGUAUAUGAACCAAAUGACGUUUGAUUGUGAAGCUGUCUUUAUGUUGGUGUAUUAUUUUUUCAUAUCUGUACAUAUACGGUGAUUGAAUCUGCUGAAGGGGCUCAGGACUAAAUAUUUAGAGAGAGAGAGAUCUUUGUAAAGAAAACUCCACUGAAGCUCUUUUGUUUGGAUAAGAUGCAAAUUUAUGGGAGCCGGGCAGUGGCGCAGUUAGUUAAGCACACAUGGUGCAAAGUGCAAGGACCGGCAUAAGAAUCCCGGUUCGAGCUACUGGCUCCCCACCUGCAGGGGAGUCUCUUCACAGGCAGUGAAGCAGGUCUGCAGGUGUCUAACUUUCUCUCCCCCUCUCUGUCUUCCCCUCCUCUCUCCAUUUCUCUGUCCUAUCCAACAACAAUGACAGCAACAAAAGCAAUACCUACAACAAUAAAAAAAAAAAAAACGGGCAACAAAGGGAAAAUAAAUAUAAAAAAAUUUUUUUUAAAGAUGCAAAUUUAUUUUCCUUUAUCAAAGUUUGAUCAUUCUUGUGAUUAGCUCAGUUCCGGUUCUUAAAGAACUCUUUCAUUCCUGUGAUGAAGUUAACCUUGGAAAUUAUACAAAAUACAUAUGGAAAAUAAAUAUUUUUUUUAAGUCUUGUCCCUAAAACUACAGUCCUUUCUAAAGGGAAUGGUGAGAGAAAAAAAAUGUCUUGUCUUAAUACUAGUAAGGCUGUGCUACCUUUGUACUCACUCACCAGCUGCAGAGGGGAGGCCUUUAAAUACAAUCAAGAAUUUAGAGCAUAGGGCUGUGACCUUGAAGGCAUAAGGCCCCUCUUGUGUAGGACUGAGAUUUCUGAGAAGUAGGUGCUCACUCCAGUGCUUGAGAGGCCAGACAUCCAGAGCACUCUGUCUUUCAUAGUGUUACCAGUCAGCAGACCCCCAAAAAGACUAUGCUUUCCAUCCCCCUUUAUUCAGGAGCACCUUGGGGUGCAUUUCCUCAGUGAACUAUAAAGCUGAUGUGCCUACUCAUCUUGAAGCUCCUAGAAACCUAUCCCCUUGGGGUUUUCCUUGGGCAGGUAUGAUCAAAUUAACACCCACUUCUAGUCCCUCCUUUCUUUAGAGUAGUAAGGGGUAGACGUGGGGCUGAAAAUUCCAAGUUUCUCAUCAUGACUUAGUUCUUUCUGGUGAAGUGUCUCCACUUCAGGGCCCCACAUGGACCCCAUUAGAACAAGAGAUGCUCCUACUGUUCUUAUUAGGAAUUUCACAAGGGUGACAGGAACCUGUGUCAGACCAGUCUAUAUGUCUUAUUAGUUCACAAGAGAUGAGCAUAUGACCAAGGUGAAAAUCCAGGACAAGAAGCAUUCAGGAUGGUUAAGAACCCAGAAUUGGGAGCAUCUAGAAAGGGGAAAUCCAGGGACAGGAAUAGCCAGGAAAGGGGAUGCCCAGAUGAGACAGUGGCCAGGCAGAAGGAGGAUCUUGGAGAGAGCCUGGUCCCUGGAUGUCAAAGAACAGCCAUCCAUGCUGCAGGAAGACUUGGUUUCCUGAAGGAGCAGCUGUCUCAAGCUACCCCUCAUUCUGGUUUAACAUAAUGGCAGCUUGUCUUAGUCCCAUUAAAAUGUUCUAUGAGGUACAGAGGUAGUUUACAAACCAGGUAACUUAGAAGCAGAAUGCAGAGGGAGAAGUACCCUAUGAGUUUUUUUUUCAGUUCUGUUGCAGCAGCUUCUCUGAAAAAGAUUUCCUACAGUUGCUUUGCUUCCAGUAUUGGAAAGUAUCUCCCACCAACUACUGCUAUCUUUUGGAUACUUAAGAGUAAUUUUGUGAUUUAUGGAUUGACGGCUACUCUGUAUUCACUAAUCUGAAAAUGUUACUUAUAAAAGCAUUUGAUUAGCCAGUGGAAAAAAAAUCUACACAAGAUGCAGGAAUGGUGGUUAAUCACUUAGUAUGGAUCAGUGUUAAUCUAACUACCUCUGAUUUAAGAUUUCUCCACCCUAUAUAUGUGUUUCUUGGGGAACAGCAUCUGAAUCACAUCCACUGAGAGACUAGGAAAAGCAGAAAGGUUUCUAGGGCCAAAGAUAAGGAUAUGAAUACUGCUCACCUGCUCACCAACUCCCAGGCUGCUGGGCUAUUAUAAGCAUGAGGGCCCAACUCCUGGUCCCCUCUGACUCUCAUCUACCUCCUCAGAUCCAAGCUGGCUCCACUAAGUUGAAGACGCACUAUCUCAUGAAACAAUUCUUGCUUGCUUGAGUAAAACAAAUUUCUGGUUUAUCUACUGAGAAAUGAAACCAGAUCCUGAAGACCAGGAGCUGACAGCAGAGGGUGUGGCAAAAAUUCCAACAAACAAAUCUCAGAGCCCCACAGUAGAGCCCCCAGUGAAGCAACAAUGGCGCUUAUGUCCUACUCAGGGAGGCAAAACAUAGGUCUUAGUGGUGGAGCAUCUCUUACAUCAAGAGGACAGUAAAAGGUAUACUCCCAGCUCUAGAUCACUUCCUAACCAGCCCUCUGGGUUGAAAGGAUUCUCUUGGCCCUCCAGCCUGGCCUCACCUUACUACACAGCUCCAGAAAAGUUCCAGCCCAACUACUAACUGCACAGAGGAGAUAAAUGCCACAUUUUGCAGAUGGGACUUCUAAAAUCCACAGAGAAUGAGCUUUUAUUCUAAGGUAUGUCUGUAUUUCAGUGAAGAAAACCAAACAAUUUUGGUUAAAAAAAAUUUAAUCAUUGAUCCCUUAUUAUUCUCAAUGAAUGUAAACUUUACUGGCAUGUUUGUGUUUUACCUGGUUAUACAAUAAAUGUAAAAAAAAAAAAAUCCAAAUGUUAUAAAAUGUAUGUCUUUUAAAAGUACAUUUAUGAUAUAAAUGAUCAUUUCAAAAAUUCCAAAUAUAGAAAGCAUGUAGAAAACUA